Messenger RNA from Trematosphaeria pertusa, 1232 nucleotides. RefSeq lists its product as uncharacterized. The transcript has 3 exons. The record is from RefSeq and is a predicted model, not a curated record. The coding region runs from base 217 to 891 and encodes 224 amino acids. Lineage: Eukaryota; Fungi; Ascomycota; Dothideomycetes; Pleosporales; Trematosphaeriaceae.
GCUGGAAACUCUCACCCCGGCAAGCUUUUGGACAUACGAUUCUGCGAAGGCCUUGCUAUUUCUAGCAUCGCGGAGCUAUACUACGCCGGCUUGAACAGCUCAACGCAAACUGGAACAGGGUACGGCAGUAUGUAGGCAUUUACUUCUAACUGGGCUGGGAUCCUACUACCCGGCACUCCUAUCCACUGACCCAUAUCUCCAGGCUCGCUCCCCGCCAUGCACUGGAUUCGAGCCGCCCUCUCCGUCCUCGAUGCCGUUACGAUCUCGCGCAAUCGCUUUAUACUGGCAAUCGAAGUAACGAGCCCAAUUCCCCAUACCACGCCGGGAACUGCUACACUCCGGUGUCAGCUGUGCUUGACGGCUCCGCAAGAACGACAAAUAUCGUCUCGGUUCGAUCCGCGAUACACAAAGCAAAGACAACAGGAAGGCCAGCAGGAGCGAGAUCAAAAAGGCGCCGGUGCAUCCCUUGUGCUACAUUGCGGCGGCCAUGUGUACGCAGACGCGCCGCAUGUUCUCGUCCACGAUUCCGUACACUGGGAAGCAGACGGCUACCUUGACAUCCGACCCAUUUGCAUGGCGCGCUCAUCAAUACCAGCAGAAACACAAGAGACACAAGAAACACAACAGCCCAUAGCCGCCAUGUGCCGCCCGCUUACGGAUGACCCCAGGCAAUCCUUCCUCCUCGUCGCCGGUACCCACCUCCAACACCACAUACUGAGCUCACGAUCUCCCCGCCGAUCUACCAUUUCUCGUGUGGGGACGCAUUGCGAUCCAGCAGAUCCACAAGUAGGACACUACAACGAUCCAUCGCGCUGCAACGGUCUACUCCGAGAAACUAGCAACGCCGUUUUGGUCCUCCCGAGGGCUGCUCGCAUCGUCGAACCCCUAUAGACGCUGCGAUCAUGCUGCCGUCCGGGUUAUACCACCGUACGAUCCACCCUCGAGUAAAGAAGCCCCGGUAUAAUUAUCACGGCCGAUCCGAGACAUGCGCUUGCUGGCGAACAACGAAGAGGAAUACGGAGAUCCACGGUGGCAACGCCGGCCCAGACACCAAUAACCACAGUCCACCCCCUUGGACCUAAGUGUGCUGGGCAUAAUUCACAUUGGAGCUGCGCAACAGGUUCACAAAUCCUGCAACUGGGGAGCAGAGCGUCUGAGGACUGGAGAUACCAUACCUAGGUAAAGGAAAAUUCAAAGCGUCUGGGCACGACGGCUCUGCCCAAGUAUCUAGG